CGCGUGCCUUAUAGAACGGUAUCCCAACUUCUCUCAGGAAAGUACAAGGUCUUGACAUCUUUGUUAGCUCUGACUCGUUGUGAGUAAGUGUUGCGACAUGAAGCUCGAGCACAGGCAGAAACCAUCAGCCCAGUCAGCGGCAUCUGGUUCAAAUCGAACGCCAGCGCCGUCUUCCACCCCGACAGGCGACCAAGCAGCCCAACAAGGGGCAGCAUCAACAUCGUCAAUGACAACGGCAGCUGUGGCAACACCCCAGACCAGCUCGAUGCCCGUUGCGCGCUCGCAAGGAGCUGCUUCAAAAGCUGUAACUUCGGAAUGUGUCUCCGCGACAUGGAACGAGGCAUCGAAAACAUUGGUCUGUCCAACGUCACCAACUGGACAGCUAACCGGACAGUUGACAAUUUCUGCGUCCGCGACUGGAUCUCUUGCAAUCAAAUCGUAUACAAGCAAGAUUGCGGGUACCCUGAUUCCGACGGCGUCUGCUGGCUCAUCGUCGGCUUCGGAAGGACUUACAGGGGGUGCAGUCGCCGGAGUGGCGAUUGGGAUGUUGCUCGCCGGGUUUCUGAUCGCUGGAGCCGCAUUCCUGUUCCUGUCACGCCGUCAGAAGAAUAGACGAUACAAUCCAACGCUAGCUCCACCACCGCCGCAUGCACCCAAUAGCGGCGCCGGCGGGCGAUUGGAGAAAGACCCGGCAGUCGUUACGAGUGCCCAUGCUACGGAUAUCGACGAUAUGCUACCUCAGCCUGCAUCAGAUGAUACUAUCACCGACGCAGCCUUGAAGAUACGGGAUAACAUCAAAAACCACGUUCGAGAGUUUUACCACGUUUCUCCUGUCCCAGCAGCCAGUAUCAACCAGGCAAAUAUGAAAGAGCUAGCGAUUGCAACUGGAACGAGCUCUUCCGUACUUGCAAGUAUGCUCUUGAAUAUCUCGACUCGAGCCGAAACGCUUCGCCUUGUUGUAGCCUGGAGUGUGCUCUCGAGAUGCACUGGAGAACGCGUCGAGAGCUUACUUCCGGGGGAGCUUGCGCCGCUCGCCUCAGCGGUUCCUGGAAGAAAUGGUAAAAACGCCGCGCAAUCAGCCUUGUACAGCAAGUGGAAGGCCAUGACUGGUGCUCUCCUGCAUGGUCGAGUUGGCCAGGAUACGCAAGACCGAUUCCAUAGAUUCGCUAGUGCGGCUGCAGACCUGGACGCCAUCGUGGCGCCUUUUGUGCAGAGUGGCUUGGAAUCUCAGCGCAGCAAGAAUCUGAACAUGAUUCUUGCGCGAUCGGCAAACUUCGCGUUUCUGCUCUUCGAACAGCCCGGGGUAUUUCAUUUUGGAUUUUCUAGCGAACACGGAGGGUUGACAGUGUUCCCGGCACUGGUACAGAUAAUCGGGGACCAGGGGCAGGUGCUGGUGCCUUCACGCGUGCUGCUGGAAAAGGAGAUUGCGGCAUGAGAAUGGGUUGUGAUGA
Molecule: messenger RNA, 1451 nt
Organism: Alternaria rosae
Lineage: Eukaryota; Fungi; Ascomycota; Dothideomycetes; Pleosporales; Pleosporaceae
Exons: 2
Coding region: 98-1435 (445 amino acids)
Source: RefSeq, a predicted model, not a curated record